UUUCUUGAUACUUGUCGCUCCAAUACGCUCCGUCAAGAUCGGUGUUUUUUUUUAAUAAUAACUCAGUUUGUUCUAAUUGUGUAUAGUUUUAUCACAAAGAACAAACAUGGACGGUCCCGCAGGACCAUCGCCAUGUCAACUAAAAGGACGAGGUGAAGUCACAGAGUCCACGGAGAGGUUGAGCGUGGACAGUAACAAUUGCCAGAGUGACAGCUGCGAGUGUGAUAGAAUACAGAGUGAAGUCAAAAUACAUAGCAAGAGGUACGGCCGGGGAGCAGUAGAAUCAGGUUUAACACAUGAAUGUGGCGUUUUCGGUGCGAUCGGCACAGGAGAAUGGCCGACCCAAGUGGACGUAGCGCAGGUUAUAUGCCUCGGACUUGUCGCACUACAGCAUCGAGGUCAAGAGUCAGCGGGUAUCGUGACAUCGGAGGGCAAAAGCGCGCGUACCUUCAACACACACAAGGGCAUGGGCCUUAUCAAUAAUAUUUUUAAUGAUGAAGCUAUGAAGAAGUUAAAGGGAAACCUCGGGAUUGGCCACACGAGAUAUUCGACAUCAGCGGCGUCAGAAGAGGUGAACUGUCAACCUUUCGUGGUUCAUACAGCGCACGGAGCCCUGGCUGUUGCACACAAUGGCGAGCUCGUUAACUGUAGCAGUUUACGAAAGAUGGUGCUGGGCCGGGGCGUGGGGCUGUCCACCCACUCGGACUCGGAGCUGAUCACGCAGGCGCUGUGCCUCAACCCGCCGGAGGGCGAGACCGCCGGGCCCGACUGGCCCGCGCGCAUCAACCAUCUCAUGAGACUGGCUCCUCUAAGUUAUUCCCUAGUAAUAAUGCUCAAAGAUAAGAUAUACGCCGUGCGCGAUCCAUACGGCAACAGACCGCUGUGUCUGGGCAAAAUAUUACCGUUGGGUUCAUCUUAUGUCUACAAAUCUUCCUCAUCGAAGCAUGCGGCUGUCCUCAUGAAUGGUUGUACGAAGAACGGAGUGGACGACAAGGCUGAAGGUUGGGUUGUUUCGUCUGAAUCCUGUGGAUUCCUUUCUAUUGGCGCCCGCUACGUGCGCGAGGUGCUGCCGGGCGAGAUCAUCGAGAUGUCGCGGCACGGCGUGCGCACCGUGGACGUGGUGGAGCGGCCGGCCGGCAAGCACCAGGCCUUCUGCAUCUUCGAGUACGUGUACUUCGCUAGAGCCGACAGCAUCUUUGAGGGUCAGAUGGUGUACUCGGCGCGGCUGCAGUGCGGCCGAAUGCUGGCGCGCGAGUCGCCCGUGGACGCCGACAUCGUGUCGUCCGUGCCCGAGUCCGGCACCGCCGCCGCGCACGGGUACGCCCGCCAGUCAGGUAUACCGUUCAUGGAGGUGCUGUGCAAGAACCGCUACGUGGGCCGAACGUUCAUCCAGCCGUCGACGCGCUUGAGGCAACUAGGCGUGGCCAAGAAGUUCGGAGCGCUCUCCGAGAACGUACGCGGGAAGAGGAUAGUGCUUAUCGAUGACUCCAUCGUGCGGGGGAACACUAUCGGGCCGAUUAUUAAGUUGCUGAGAGAUGCUGGGGCUGCGGAGGUCCACAUCAGGAUAGCGUCCCCGCCACUCAAGUAUCCGUGCUACAUGGGCAUCAACAUCCCCACUCGUGAGGAGCUCAUCGCUAACAAGAUGGACUCCUUCAAGCUCGCUGAACAUGUUGGCGCGGACAGUCUCGAAUACUUGAGUGUGGAGGGUCUGGUUAGUGCAGUUCACUAUAACAUGAAAGUGGCGCCCAGCGACGGGGUGGGAGGCCACUGCACCGCCUGUCUCACCGGAGACUACCCCGGAGGCCUGCCCGACGACGUCGACUGGUGAAAUUUAGUUAUUUAUUUAUUAUUUGUCCAUACAAGCUUACAGAACUUUGCUCCAGACACAAGUCAUACAAAAAAAAUCUAAUUAUAUCAAAAUAAAGAAAAUAAUUACAAAUGUGGAAAUUGACAUAAGUAUACAAUAGUUCAAAAUAGAAUAACUAAAAUUUAGAUUUUACAAUGUCAAUAAAAAUACAUUAUUGUCA
Molecule: messenger RNA, 2027 nt
Organism: Melitaea cinxia (Glanville fritillary)
Lineage: Eukaryota; Metazoa; Arthropoda; Insecta; Lepidoptera; Nymphalidae
Product: amidophosphoribosyltransferase-like
Exons: 14
Coding region: 107-1828 (573 amino acids)
Biological process (GO): purine nucleotide biosynthetic process; purine nucleobase biosynthetic process
Molecular function (GO): amidophosphoribosyltransferase activity
Source: RefSeq, a predicted model, not a curated record